Molecule: messenger RNA, 3019 nt
Organism: Sus scrofa (pig)
Lineage: Eukaryota; Metazoa; Chordata; Mammalia; Artiodactyla; Suidae
Source: RefSeq, a predicted model, not a curated record
AUUGAAUCCGCUUCUUCAAGGAUACUAGUUGAGUUUGUUACCACUGAGCCACAACAGGAACUCCCCUUUCUUUUUUCAUAUACUUUAAAUAAAUAAAUAUUGAGGAAGCCAGUUGCUUGGAGGCACGAGCAUUUGGGAACAUGCAGGAGAACUGAAUAUAACAGUGGAGAGUGUAGGACAGGGAGAGAAGGUGGGGGCAGGUAAUGUCCAGAUAGUGGGGGACAUCCAGCUAUGGGAAGGAGGCAGGAUGUGGGAGCCCACCCAGGCAGGGAGGAAAGUCAGCUAUUGAGAGUGGCCUGUCCCAGUGACACCUGAGGCCCUUAGCUGCUGGAGCAGAAGGAAGGUGGAGAAAUGGCCUGAGCCAAGGAGCAGGGGCAGAGCUCAGGUUUGCAAGAAGUGAAGGAGGGGUGGGGCCUGAGGUCAGGCCCGAAAGGAACAGGAUGUCUGUGUUGGGGAGGGAGGGAUGAGGCAGUGCCAAAAACCAGCUCCUGCUCAGUCCAGCUCCUCCCUACCUGGACCAGUCCCAGGAGCCCGUCCCUAGCCUCCCAGCUACAAAUCCACCCUGGGGCCGGAUACCAGAUCCCUUCACAAUGCUGGUGGUCCAUGGUCUGGAUCCUUUGCUCAGCCUUCUCCUCAUCUUGCUCCUGGACCCCCACAGCCCUGAGGGGGGCCAUCCUCCUCAGCGAAGGUUUGAAUACAAGCUCAGCUUCAAAGGACCAAGGCUGGCAUUGCCUGGGGCUGGAAUACCUUUCUGGAGUCAUCAUGGAGAUGCCAUCCUGGGCCUGGAGGAGGUGCGCCUGGCCCCAUCCAUGCGGAACCGGAGUGGGGCUGUGUGGAGCAGGACCCCUGUCCUCUUCCCCGCCUGGGAGGUAGAGGUGCAGAUGAGGGUGACCGGGCCGGGGCGCUUGGGAGCCCAGGGCAUGGCUGUGUGGUACACCCGGGGCAGGGGCCAGGUAAGCUCUGUCCUGGGGGCGCUGGACUCGGGGGACAGCAUCGGGAUCCUCUUCGACUCCUCGGCUGAGGAUACCCAGAAGAGCCCUGCUAUCCGCGUGCUGGUUGGUAAUGGGCACAACCCCGACGAGCCACUCGGGGAUGGAGCCAGCCGGGUGCUGGGGUCCUGCCACCGGGCCUUCCGGAACCGGCCGAACCCCUUCAGAGCACGGAUCACCUACUGGAGGCAGAGGCUGCGUUUAUCCCUGAACAGCGGACUCACUCCCAGCGACCCGGACGAGCUCUGCGUUGACGUGGGGCCUCUGCUUUUGGCCCCUGGAGGUUUCUUUGGGGUCUUGGCAGCCACUAGCACGCUGGCAGAUGACCAUGAUGUCUUGUCCUUCCUGACCUUCAGUCUGAGUGAGCCGGGUCCGGAGCCUCCCCCGCAGCCCUUCCUUGAGAUGGAGCAGCUCCGCCUGGCAAGGCAGCUGGAAGGGCUGCGGGCAAGGCUGGCCCUGGGCACCAAGGAGGACACGAUUCUGAAGCCAAACUCCAAAGUCCAGGAGGAGGGGGAAAGAAUCUUUGACCUGGAGGAAACACUGGACCGAUACAGCCAGAUCCUGCAGGCUCUCCAGGGUCUCUCCAAACAGCUGGCCCAGGCUGAGAGGCAAUGGAAGAAGGAGCUGGGGUCCACAGACUGUGCCAGGCCUGAGAGCACCUGGAUGUUAGAUGCUGGGCAGAAGAGGCCAGCAGCCCCUAAGAGAGGGGCUGUGCCCUGGGCCCUAGAGAAGAGGCUGGCACUCCCGCAGGACUCAGCCAAGGUCAGUGCCCUACUCCGUGGACAGCUGACUCUCCUCCAAGACCUGCAAGAGAUGAGGGAUGCAGCUGCUCACAUGGCCUCAAGAGCCCAGGUCUUCUACCUACCUGUGGGCACCAAGCAUCAUUUCUUAGAGCUGGCCCAGAUCCUGAGCCUACUGCAGAAGGACCUUCGGGGUCCAGCGAAAGCGGCAGCCAAGGACCCCCGCCCACCUGGCUGGCCCCCAGGGAUUUUCUCGUGCCUUCGGCCUGGCAUCUUCCUGUUCUUCCUCCUCGUCCAGACUGUAGGCUUCUUCUGCUACGUACACUUCAGGUGGGAGCUGGACAAGAACCUUCAGGACUAUCUGUCCACAGGCAGCCUUCCUCUGAGUCCAGCACCACAAAUCUCUAGGGCUCUGGGUGCUCUGAGACGGCAGCCCCUCUACCCCAACAUACAUGCAUGACCUGCCUCAAAGACCUGAAGAAAAUGUCCACGACUCGAAACUAAGAAAUCGAUAUAUGCCUGGAGGAUGGAGGGCUUGGCCAGUUUCUCUCCCUCUGGGUACCCACUUCCUAUCCACACCUUAGUUUUCAGAGGCUCCAACCUUAUUAAAAGUGAUUUCCCUCUCCCCAUGCUUUAAUAUACUCAUUUACCUUCCAGCUUUCCCUUAAUCUCUCUGAAGACUUCCAUCUCUUUCAGAUAAUAGCUAGGAGUGAGGUCCAAACAGGCAAAGAGGCCAAGGGCUGGCUUGACUUCCAGAAGACAGUCCUUGAUACUCCACAGGCCCUGAGCCCUGGGCUGUGGUGGGAGACGGAGUCACAGCUGUGUAUAAUUCUGUCCCCACAUUUAUCCAGAACAAAGAGUGGUCCAGGUGCCUUUCCUGGUCCUGCCCAGCCAGCAUCACCAGGAACAGCUAUUUCUCCCUGCUUCUUAUAGCUCCAGGGGUCAGCAGGGCAGGCGCACAAUUAAGAACUCUGAGAGGCAACCCAUGGAGCCGUAAUUGGGAUUCCCGCUCUGCUUCCCUUUCCCAGCUGCUGGAGCAGCGGGUCGAAGAGGAGGUUGGGGUAGGGCCCGGGGCUAUUCGCUAUUCGCAUCUCUCAGUGAAAUCCUGGUUAUUAGCGACCCGGGGGAGGAGGAACUAGGGGGAGAGUAGGAAAUAGGGUUCUGGGCGCGUAAAAGCGCAGCUCAUUCCCCUGGAGAGCGAGCCCCCCACCCCCCACAUCGCGGCAGGCCCCAAUCCGCUGUGGCCAGCGGAGCUUGGCAUUGAAGGAGGGACGUGGGGGAGGCGGGAGU